Molecule: messenger RNA, 4318 nt
Organism: Hyla sarda
Lineage: Eukaryota; Metazoa; Chordata; Amphibia; Anura; Hylidae
Gene: TRPA1
Product: transient receptor potential cation channel subfamily A member 1
Exons: 29
Coding region: 334-3702 (1122 amino acids)
Biological process (GO): monoatomic ion transport; transmembrane transport
Cellular component (GO): membrane
Molecular function (GO): monoatomic ion channel activity; protein binding
Source: RefSeq, a predicted model, not a curated record
AUUUGGUGCAGGUACACAGUUUCCACCACAUAAAUUAAUGGAGUAAAAAAAUGUUCACCUACUCCACUUUUCAUGAAUUUCCACAAGAAUCCUUGAACUGACGGACCUUGUUUCAUUUUGGCACAGGGAGAAAUAUUGACACAAAUGACUCACAAGGUGACACGACCAAUGACUCUGCUUGACCAUACCCGGAGACCUAUAAAGGAGGAAGAUCUUUGUGGAUCCAGGCAUUUUAUUUCUGGAAUUCUUUUUCGCAGGACAUCUGGACAUUAUCAGGACAUUACUGCACAAAGAGGAAGAAAGUAACACAGAGGGCUCAACAACAGAAGGAAUAUGAAGAAGUCUAUCAGGAGAAUGUUCCAUCCUACAGAGGAGAAGGACAGUGGGCCUUACGAUGGGGUCAUCCUGCACUCUGACUCCUGCACCUCCAUUGAGGAAGACCCACAUCUCAUAUUCAAGUUGAUUCAAGAAGACAAUGUGAACCGUGUUCGGAGUUUCAUAUUGAAAAACCCAUCAGGUCUGAUGGCUAGAGAUGACAAUGAGGCCACGCCACUUCACUAUGCUUCCAAACUUGGACACUUGGAGCUAAUGUUAAUGAUUAUUAACGAAACGUCUGAUGAAGUCCUCAAUGCAGUGGACAAUAAAGGCUGUACAGCUCUACAUUGGUCUGUUAACAAGAACCAGGUGGACAGUGUAAAAGUACUCCUGAGCCGUGGAGCUAACCCAAACUUAUUGAACUUCUACAUGUUGUCUCCUCUUCACCUGGCCAUUCACAUGCAUUAUAACCAUAUUGUAGAGGCAUUACUUGAUAAUAGUUCUACAGAUGUUAAUAUACAAGGUGAACUUGGGAAUACACCGAUUAUGCAGGCUUGCUAUAAGGAUAAUUCAGAAGCCUUGUUAAUGCUGUUUAAACGCGACGCAAAGCUGUGCAGAAGAAACAAGAUAGGAUGUUUUCCCAUACACAUGACUGCGUUUGCCGGGUCUUUAAAGUGCAUGGACCUGAUCCUAAAGAAAGGUGAAGAAUUUGGAUUCAGCAUUGAAGAUCACAUCAAUUUCACAGAUAAUGAAAAAAGUAGCCCCCUCCAUGUGGCUGUCCAAAACGGGCGUUUGGAAAUUGUAAAAGCAUGCGUAAGAUAUGGAGCAAAAGUUGACCUCAAACAGGUAAUUGAUAAUGCCACCCCUCUGCACUUUGCUGCCACACAAGGAGCAACCGAAAUUGUGAAAUUUAUGAUCUCAUCGUACACCGGUGAAAACAAAAUUGUGGACUUGCCAGAUGGAAACAAUGAAACUCCGCUUCACAAAUCCUGCCUGUUUGAUCAUGUGGAGCUGGCAGAGUAUUUAAUAUCAAUGGGAGCAAAUAUUGACAGUGUGGAUAAUGAAUUACGCACUCCACUUCUGAUGGCUACUUCAUGUUCUUCUUGGAAGAUUGUAAAUUUACUUCUUGAGAGAGGAGCUGAUGUAAAGCUGACUGAUAAUUAUGGGAGGAAUUUUCUUCAUCUGACAGUAUUACAGCCAGGAGGCUUGAAAAACAUAAGAGAGGAAUUUCUACAGCAGGAGGAUGUCAAGAAACUUGUGAGUGAUGAAGAUGCAGAUGGCUGCACUCCCCUACAUUAUGCCUGCCGCCAUGGGGUUCCUAAUUCCGUGAACAAUCUACUUGGCCUUAACAUGUCACUAUUUUCCAAGAGCAAGAAUAAAAGAUCAGCUCUGCACUUUGCCGCUUUCUACGGACGUUAUAAUACCUGUGAGCGGCUCUUACGAUUCGUGCCAGAUGCCACACUUCUUAAUGAGGCAGAUGAAAAAGGACUGACUCCUCUACAUUUAGCUGCAGAAAAUGGACAUGACCGAAUAGCUUUUCUCUUACUCAAAAAAGGAGCUCUUCUUUUAAGUGAUCAUCGAGGAUGGACAGCCUUACAUUACGCAGCAUUUGGAGGCUACACCCGUACCAUCAAGGUUUUGCUGGAUACUUCUAUUACACUGAUUGACAAAGGGGACAAAGAAAAGAACACAGCACUUCAUAUAGCUGCCCGCGAGGGACAUUCCAAGGCUGUUGGUCUUCUGAUGGAAACUGGGGCAGCGAUUACAUUGAAUGCCCUUGAUGCUUCUUUCCUCCAUGAGGCGAUAUGUGCAGGAAGAAAGGAUGUGGUCUUUACUAUAAUUCAGAGUGAAAGGUGGGAAGAAGCUCUUGUUACAUUUAAGGACACUUCUAGUUUUAAGUGUCCCAUUCUGGAAAUGGUAUCUCAUCUUCCAGAGAGCCUAAAGAGUCUACUAGACAGAUGUAUGACUGAAUCUUCAGGGGACAAGAAGAGCUGGGAUUUUUUUAUUGAAUACAACUUCCGUUAUCUGCAAUGUCCUCUCGCCUUUAAGAAAAAGGGAAAACAAGAGAGCAAUGUCUAUUAUGAACCUCUUACUACUUUGAAUGCUAUGGUAAAUCUUAACCGUGUGGAGCUCUUGUCUCAUCCAGUUUGUAAAGAAUAUUUACUAAUGAAAUGGAGAGCAUAUGGAUAUAAAGCACAUCUUCUUAACUUAGCCAUUUACUCAUUGGGACUUAUUCCCCUGACACUUCUUAUAGUAAAUGCUGUGGCACCAAACAAUGGCACCAAUUCAACUACCAAGCAUGAGCCUUUGGAACUUCAGGACACAUAUUUCACACGCACGUGCAUGAGCAUUGUAAUGCUCAUGAGUAUUUUUGGAGUUGUGAAAGAAAUUGCUCAGAUGUUUCAACAGAAAUUCAAGUAUCUUACGGACAGCAGUAAUAUUAUAGACUGGGCAAUCCAUAUUUCCAGCAUCCUUUUUGCAUCAGCUGUCUGUACAAAUCCUCUUUACGUGUCCAGUUGGAAAUGGCAAUGUGCAGCAUGUGCUGUGUUUACAUCAUGGGUCAACUUUCUCAUUUACCUUCAAAGGUUUGAAUCAUGUGGAAUUUAUAUAGUAAUGUUUUGGGAGAUCCUGAGAACACUGGUGCGAAUUGUAUGCCUAUUCUUUUUCCUGAUUUUGGGAUUUGGAUUAAGCUUCUAUAUAGUACUAACUCCACAGACGGCAUUCAAGACCCCUAUCCUUUCUCUAAUGCAGACCUUUACCAUGAUGCUUGGUGAUAUUAACUAUCAUGACAGCUUUCUGGAGCCGCUGCUUCAAGAUCAGAUGGAAUACUCAGUUUUAGCAUUUUGUCAUCUGGUUGUAUUCACUUUGCUUAUCCCAAUCCUUCUGAUGAAUUUACUUAUUGGUUUGGCUGUUGGUGACAUUGCAGAAGUACAGCGGAAUGCAGCUCUUAAAAGGAUUGCAAUGCAGGUGAAUCUCCAUACAAAUUUAGAGAAGAAACUUCCAUACUGGUUCUUAAGGCAUGUGGAUCAAAUCAGUAUUACAGUUUACCCCAACCGGCCAAGACUAUGGGGAGUUGGUCUUUCAUCAAACUUGGUUCAUUUUUUCCGAGUUGCUUGUGAUGAGCUUAAAGCCGAAGCUCCUAACAAUGAUAACACAAUGGAAGUGGAACUUUGGAAGCAGAAGAAUAGGCUAAAAGACCUGUCCUCAGUAAUGCAGAAGCAGCAUGAACUUAUCAAGCUUAUCAUUCAGAAAAUGGAGAUUGUAUCCGAGGCAGAUGAAGAAGACCAGCAGGAUCUCUUUCAACAUAAUAAACCAAAGAAACAGAAUACAGAGCGCAAAGAAAGCAAAUGGGAUUAUGUGGUGAAAGCUGUAAAAUGUAAUAGUUGAACUGGUGCAAUGAUUCCUCUGUAUUCAUUUCACCAUAGAAACGUAUUUUAAGUGCUGCUUACAUCUGAUGUAUUGAAAUGUGUCAGUCAGGGCCUAAAUCUGGUCUGUGUCCUGUAACUAAAUUCCACCAUGUUUUCAUUUAAGGUUCAGGCAGUUAGUUUUAUUAAGUAGAAGUUGCAGGGUAUUGUACAAUAACAAUCAUUGCUAUUUAUUCCCUGUCCCAGGAAAUUCCUUACUUCUAUCUCAAAGAAUGGAUGUUCUGGUCAUUAUUUGUUGAAUGUUUGUUCCAACACUGAAUUUUUUUUUGCAGACUAAAAACACUUACCCUUGCUUUUUUGCUGCUUAUAACUGACUACAGGUCUGUGUAUAAGGGACAGGUCCUAAUAAUGACAGAACUCCUAUCAGGGCUCAUGCACAAAUCUCUGUAGGAGUCUCUAGGUGCAUGAUACCUCCCAUUUUUUAUACAAAGCACAUAGAACAUUGUUUUAUAUGUCAGAAGCCAUAUAAAACAUCUGGGGGGAAAUAUGUAAGUAUAGCAACACAUGGGUAUUGUGCAACAAGGCUGUAUGGCUCUGUAUACUACUAUACAGAUGUGUCUUCACUAAUCUUAACCGUC